GUUGUAGUUCCUUUUCCGUCUGAUUCAGAGAUGAGGAUUCGCUCAGGAUGACUUUCAAGUUGUAGUACACUCUCAAGGACCAUGAUAGUGGUGUCAACCUCUUUGUGCUUCGUACGACUCGUUACCAGAGGGUUUAGACCCCUCUUGCUUCGUUUUCAGUGUCCUAAAGACUGUGAUGAGAAGUUGUUCGAUCCUCGAUUUUUGGAGCUGCGAGAGUAGAUUACGAGCUUCGAAUACUAAGCGAGGAGAGAUGCUUAGAUAUGAAAAAAUCCUCAUAUUAUUGGUCACUCGCUCAUCUGCAGAAACGAAAGGUUUCGUUUUCUCCAUGUCUCCCCGUCGCCCCUAGAGUAGAAAAAUGGUGCCUCUUCGUUUCUUGGCAAACCGAAAUCGCUUAGAAGAAAAGAUGAAAUCGCCUUCUUGUGGAGAAAUUAGUAAGUGUUGUAUUACCUCUUAAAGCAUAAUUACGCUCUAAGUAUGCUUGUUUAAGGAAUUUGGUGAGUUGGAAAGCAUUAACAAGUUUUGCAUGAGUCUUCUUUGCUUUUACAAAGUUACUGUGAAGUGUCUCCUGUGUAGCUCUCUACACCGAGCUUACGACGCAGUGCAGCAAGUUCUGAGUUCUAGGGUCAGCCAGUUUUUCGUCUGUUGCAAAGAGAAUAUCGGUACUUUGGUAUUCCUCAUCCUCGGUCCAUCUCAUUACUGUGACUAGGUACUUCUCCUUGACAUAUUCUCUCGCAUUUUCAUCUCCCACGCGUCCUUUUAGGGUCUACUCUACUGCGAUCGCACAAAAAUGGACGAGUCGAUUUACCUGCCUCGACGCCCGUACGUUCCUCGAGGGUCGCAUCUGAACUGUUCCGCCGAAAACGCGCUGUUUUCGCAUAUGAACCAUGCGAAUCCGUACCCUAAGCGACCCGCCACUGCUGACUGGUUUCAGCCGAAAGCCGAGGGAUUCGAAAAGAAGCCGAAAGAUAGCGAUGUUAAAGCAGUAGCAGGAGCCUCGUCUUCCUCUUCCUCAGGAAUAGGAAGAGGAGUAGGAGGAAUGGCAACAUCUUCACGAGGAGCAGCUGUGCCGGCAAGUCGGAUCGUGGUGCUUGAUGCAGGUGACGCGGCGGAGCUAGCGCGGUAUCCGCCAGACCCGCGCAAGAGGGGACUUUCCCCCGGACGCAAACGGCGAUUAGAAACAUCCGGUAAACUCGGAAAACUACCACUGGGACCGCCGCCAUCUUUAGCAGAAGGAGCGCGUGUUCCAGCCGUUCCCCGCACGCUUGGGGUUCCGAAGAGCAAGGUGCUUGCGCAGUAUUCCACAACGAAGGAAUCGGCGACGCCUGCGCGGGCAGUGUGGGGCCAUGAUGAGAAGACGCGGGGUCACUUCAUUCAGUACUUUCCACCAGAUAAGGAGCCUUUUGAGCCGGGUGUACCUCGGUUCCAUCUCACGCAUGGUCGCGUUCCACGCAAGGAACAACAUAGUACUAAAGCUGGACAGGUGAAGAUGAAAAACAAGAAGUCAACAUCUCCAGUUAACUCAGCUAGUGGUGGCGAUUUUGCAGGCAAUAACGCGUACAAUAAUAUGAAUGUUGUAGUUAGAAGAACAUCAAGUAGUCUUAUUCCUAGCACUUCUUCCGCGACAGCACCUCCACAGAGUCAACGAGGGAAGAAGGCCGAGGAAAUCAUUCUUCCGCAGGAGAUUGAGCAGCACAAUAUGGCGAGUGUGAGCGAGAAGCUGCCAGCGCGCGUCACAGCCUUGCAGAAGAGAUACGCUGUUGCAGGGAAAAUCACGAGGUCUUCGCCGUCUGGCGUGACUGACGAGCCAGGCACCGGCGAAGGCGACGACAAUGGAGAAAUAUUAGAAGAUCAUGUUGAUCAGGAUGUUGUGGAGAAUGUCGACAACAUUAACAAUGGCAGUGUCGGAGAUGGUGCAGAAGAUUUCGAGGAGGAGCUCGACUCGGAUGAUGAGAACCGAGAUCCAGCUCGCUUUUUCCGUUAAGGCUACAAGAAAUCUCCCAUUUUCACAGGCAUCUUGGUCCCGUUUUUCAAGGGAAAAGGGGAAGAAAGACGCUGUUGAAGAUGGGUUUCUCCUAGUUCUAAUUCCGGAAGAAGACCGACCUGAUGCCUGUGCACCAGCCGGACGGGCCACGUCAAGGCCACGCAGAUACCGGUGCCUACAAAGGCUUGGGCUUUGACGAGAAGGAGACGAAAUCCGCAGCGCGCGAACGCAAGAAAGACCGACAGGAACUGCGUACCGAACAAAAGACGGCGGCGAAGGCAGCGCGUCGCAACACACGCCAAAUUCUAGGGGAAAUACGCCAGAUCGAUAAAGGUGCGGGCAGAUUCGACCUCGGCGCAAGGAAGAAGAAAGCUGGCUAAGGGUGUUUUUGUUGUAUCGAUCCUUAUGUUGUAUCUAAGUUUACUAGACUUGUAGUUGAUGUAGUUCGCUGAUAGAGUGAAUUUUCGGUGACAUCAUCUGCAACACAAUUUGUAAGAAUUCAGUUCUUUUUUCACUCACUUGUCUCAGCAGCAAAGUGUAGUCUACAAAGUACAGUAUGAAGCGCAGAGCUUGAACUAAGGAAUUAAUAUAGCAGAGCUAAUUUGAGGGAGAAAUGUGAG
This is a messenger RNA of Amoebophrya sp. A25, 2601 nucleotides long. The record is from the annotation of a GenBank genome assembly. Lineage: Eukaryota; Dinophyceae; Syndiniales; Amoebophryaceae.